AUGAGUAACUGGAAAGAACUGGGAGAAGUCCCUGAUUCUGAGGAAGAAGAUGGAUUCGAGAGCCAAGAAUUACCAUCAUUACCUACGAUCACGCAGACGAAUAAGACCAUUAGUGAACGAUUCAACAGUCAACAAGUUGACACGGCCAACCAUGAGGAGAAGGAUAAAGAUCGCGACAUCUGGGAGGUCCCCAAUUCCUCACAGGAGCUUACCCACCAUGCUCUUUCAACCAAGACACCUGCUCGAAUACCAGGAGUAACGCCAAAGCAGCCCGAAAGCCAUGGAUUUCCCUCUGAUAUUUAUGAUAUUCUUACAUCAUCGCCUCUAUCAUCCAUACACUCGGAUGUUGACCUGCCUGAUAUCGACAGCCUUGACCUCGAACGACCGAAUGUGACGACCGAAGCCACACUGUCGAAUGAAGCCCAGGAAAUCGAUACGGCCAGUAAAGAAACACCAAACAUUGCGAUUGAACGAUCGUCGCCGCCUCCAGCUCCCGAGUUCGAGGACAGCCGGGAUACUGAGCAUCCAUCAUCGUCACUAGUCCUUGGAGAUGACCAUGCAAUAUCCAUGCCUCGCCGAAUUCUGGGCACUAGCUCCGAGAACCAGGCUGCCCAACAAGCUGCUAUUCGUUACGAACGGUCAUUUCGCCCCAGAAAGCCUAUCCAAGAACGUCCUUAUGCCAUUGAAUUGUCCCGCUACUCCAACACGCUCAAGAGCCAUGGCGUCCGGCCAAUCAGACUUGCAAUGGAAGGAGAAAAACGACGUCGACAACAGGCUGAGCAAGAUUCUUCGCAGGAUAAGGACUUUGAAGAUGAUAGCCAAGGCUCAAACAUACCGGAAAUAUCUGAUGAGAGCCAAUUGAAGGGUGCGGAGGACUUUUUGGACGCCUUGGACACACUCGAUCUUCCCUCACCUUCGCCACCGAAGACGUCUCCAAUGAACGAUCGUGCUGGGCCCAGCAGUCAGGCAAGCUCGACAGGCGAUACAGAAAACACGAGCAUGGCCGGCGAUGAUCUUCCAGCUUUACAAGACUUGCUGAGACAGCCGAUUACCACGACUUCGAGGCAGUCUGGCAAACGGAAAUCGUCACCGUCUCGGUCUUCCACAAGGAAGCGCAAGAGAUAUGAUAUUGUUGACAGCGAUUCUCUUGAACCUGCAUCCGUUUUCAGACUUGGGCCCAGCACAACAGACUCGCCUGCCGCAGCGCGUAGUUCUAGACGACUCGCCGACGACGAGAAACAUCAACAUAAGUCUUCGGAACCUCCAUUAGUGUCAGCCAAACAGACCGAUCAAUUUCUGAGGUUGACACGACGACCCAUUGUCUGUAAUGUGAGUGACUCCGAGGAUGAACUCGCUGGCCCUACCACCGCCCAGCAGCUGGACCACGAAGAUACCGCAUCUCAAUCUGAAUCUGACACAGGCUCUGAGAGUGGUUCUGAGAUUGUCAACACGGUUGGUCGUCGCAUCAGGGGAGUUCUUCCCGCAUCUUGGCUGCGGCUAGAUCAGCAAGCUGGUCACAAGAAGGCCCUGAAGGACACCAAUAAGCGAGCUGUUGCCUUUCCACCUGAACGGGAAAUAAGACGAGGUGUUGCACAGAGGCGAGUCGCCUCGUCAAAUUCCGUCACAAACUUUGAGAUGUUCUUUGAAGACUCUGAUGAAGAUUCGCCAACACCUACAUCAGCCCUGCGACGGGAAACAACUGACAAUGUAUUCCACAACCAAACCCGCUUAACCACUGAUGACGGGCCUAUAACCAUUUCAGAAAUCCUGUCUGAUGAUGAGGGAUCUGUAGUCGAGGACAACGCUAUUGACCCUAUGUUUACUGGACGGAAACGACAAUUGAAGCUUGCGGACUCUUUUCGUGGCCCAGCAAAACGACACAAAACUUCCGAUGCUCAACGGAAACAAGUAGCACCCAGAGAACCCGAUCAGCUCAGAAUUACUAGCAUGCUCGCUGGGACUUCUGUGCCUGCACCUGAGCUCGUCAAGAAGAAGUAUCGCCAUCCUACAUUGAUACGCAAGUCCAAUGGAAAGAAACGGCCAACGAAGAACAAGUCAUAUGCACCACCUCGACUAAGUAUUCUGGACGUUGUCGAAGCAGACGCACCACGGUUCCUCAAGAUUGCUGCGAGGUCUGCUACCCGGCGCCGAGACAUGGGCAGGAGUAGCCCUGGUAGAAAGUUGAUCAAACUUGCUACUAGGGAGGACCAUAUUGACGCGACAUCUGUCUUGAAUAACUGGUGGGUCGGUUCGAUCUCCCAACGCCAGUCGGUCACUGCUGCUCGAAAAGCCAAAGCUAAGCCGAACCCUAAGCACAGGGAAACGAAGCAACCUCUGCGUGAAACAUCUGGGAAUGGCUCUUCUAUCCCACGGCGGAUGCCAUUGGCCUCAGGAGCAUCUCGACGCCUGGUCAAACAAGUGAGCCAGGCAGGGUCAGUCAGGUAUCAGCCGGACAGUACUCAUGCAGAAACUCGAAUGAGCCAGAACGCCCUUACCAGCACCCCCUUAUCCCGUUCUGGCUCAGGAGUCGUGCGCCCAGCUCAACUAGAAACGGAUGAAACAGACCAGACUAGUCGCUUCUUAUUCAACGCAACCAAGAAACGUCUGGAUCGUCUGUACCGGAAACAGCGUGGUGACCUUUCUGCUUCAAGCAUCAUGACCUUCGACCAUGAACCCGAUACGUUUUACUCAGGGAGUCCACCUCCCGAACAAAACCCAGUGCCUCUCCGAGUCGUAGAGGAACCAUCUCAAAGCCUGAACAAAUCGCGAUUUCGGAAGAAGACCAAACCUCGACGAAUUGAUGUCGAAGCACCACAAUUUAGUCGUGCCAAUGAUCCUAUCCCCGUCGAGUUUGCCUCAAUCUCAGAGCCCGCUCAGUCUAUAGUGGCGAAUGAGGAGAAGCUUCAAGGUUUGGGGCCGUAUGGCACACAGUACACACAUCAUUUCGAAAUUUUCCCUCUGGAUGCCCAGGUCUACUUCCACGAGUCAACUCUUAUUGGAAGUGGUGUAUUUGAAUCUGUAUCAAGUGCCCCGAGCUGCCGACAUCUACUGGAAACUCGACCACGGGUAUCGUUUAGCUUUGGGGAGCAAAUCCUCAGAUGGGGCCGCUGGGACUCGCAAGUUUCCUCUGAGCUGGGUAUGCUUCUCGAUUCCAUCGCAGACCAGCUCGAGUACACAUCAGUCAACGAAGAAGCCCAAGACCCCAAAUUUGUCAAAAGUGCUGCAGGGUUCAUCAUGAACUUCAUGCUGAAUUCUUUGAGCCUCACGGACCAUACACAGGCAAAGUCUUUCGUUGGGAGGGCGCUUGAGGCGUUCCAGAUAUUCAAUAGCCGCAUACAAGCGGUACUGGGACGUGGCGAUAACACCGCACAACCCCAGUAUCUAUCUAUUGCAAGCAUCUAUGAAUACUUGCUUCUUGCUGCGCUCUUUGUUCUGAGACUUUGCCAAAGUGAUACUUCUCUGACGAAUGAUCAAUUUCAAAUGGAGGAUCUAGUGAAGGGCUUGGCCAGAACUGCAAUUAUAUCACUCUCCAUGGCUGGAACGGACAACAUCACAAAAGUCUACAGUGACCUGAAGAACUCACGGUUACGAGAGCGAGGAUUGAGAGAUGAUGUGCCCGCCAUUCACUCAUGGCUUAUUACCAUCAAGACUCUGGAACAUGCCCAUAUCCCUCGGGGCUCAUUCUGGGACAUUCUGUACGCCGUCAUAGCCACGCCUGAGGUUUCAGAAAGCCUCGAUGCGACUGAGCACGAGCGCUUGUGGGAAACUAUGUUUCUUCUCCUCCCGCUUACUGAGUUUAACGACAAAGGUAUCGUUGCUGCAGGUCGAAGGCAUGAUGCAGUUGUCGAUGGCUGGGCAUUGCCACAAAAACUGCUCAAGAAAGUUUUCCAGGUCUACAAGAAUAACCCACGGCAGUCACCAAGCUUCAACAACUACUGUCGGGCACUAGUUCGCCGUUGCCACUAUCUUGUUCAGCAAUGGGGCUGGCACAGAUGUGUAGCCGUGAUUGGUGUCAUCUUUGACUUCUUUGGCUCGCAGGACCUUGCUCAUCUGCGCAAUGAAGAGGUGUUCGCUUCGCCCAAGUUUCUGGAUGAUCUCGCGGGAAGUCCCUCACUGUCCGUUGAUAAGGCCGACAAGUGCUUCCACAUCUUCCUCAAGCUAGUUGCGUUAAGUAUCAAGAAGCUACGCGCCGCUGGUUCGUUGAAAGACAUCCGGAACCUGAUAGCCCGAACGAUGCCAAAUCAUAACCGGCAACUCCUAAAGGAGCAGACGAUCCAGGAGCGUGAUUUGGCUGCGUUGCGAAAUCAUCAUGAUCUGCUCUGCACCCUUUUCUGGGCUUCGCCGGCAGAACGUCGCCCAGGCGCCCAUUUGAUCGAGCGACUCGUCGCCCCAGCAAGCUCCCACAAAGAGGCGUGCUUAAUCAAUGUCAGAGCCUGGAACCAAUUGGCCAAGUUUAUCAUCGCGUCCGGAGAAGCUACGACAGCUUUCAGACCGUUCGCACAGUGGCGGAACAGCUUUUUCCAAUCCAUGAUGCAACAGUUUGAUUCCGUACAGUCUGAUAUGCAACAGCAAGUCUUGGCCAUGUCUAAAGAUGCCAGCCAUACAAUCGACCCAGACUUGAUCAAUGCCGUAGUGGCCACGAACAAAAAGGCUACAAUGGAUGUAUUGUAUGUCUCGGUGGCAGCAUCAUUAGAUGUUAUGAGGCAUGCGCCUAAUUUGGAGGCCGCCACGUUCGCCCUGAACACACUGCAACUACAGCAAGUCUUCCGGCGAUGCAGUGCAUAUCCCAUAGAGCUCGACUGGUCUAUUCUCCGUUCUUCCCUGUCCACCUUGGAGGUUUUCCUCUCCCGUGUUGAUGAGUUCAAGGACGACGAAGAUAGUCAACAGAGCGAGAGCCAAAUCUUGAACUCAGCUCAAGCGGACGAUGCUAUCUUGGUGAUUGAUCACGACCUAUCCAAAGCCUACUUCUCAAUGGCAAGAUGCAUUCUCUCCUCACAGGGUGAAGUUGGUGAAUCCCCUUCUGAAGCUGUGCAGAGAUCCCAAUGCACUGAGCAGGUCAUAAUCUUGACAGCCAAGCUUGUAGUAAGGUUCAUUACUGGUGGACUGUUGCGCCUUGCCGAUAUAUUCAAGCCAGGGAAAUAUAGCCUGUUCGAGGAUGUUCCAGCCAAACUUGACCUCGACCAACGACGAAAUCUUGUCUUAUUCUUAACCACGCUCCUUAAGCACAACUUUGAUGAUUUCAGCGAGGCAGACUUUUCUCUUUCAGAGGUCUGGGCUCUGUCAAUCGUCAAGCCAAGGCCAUACCUAUCGUAUGAAACCCAAUUUGCGGAGCAGCUGCUGCGAAAGCAGAAAGAAUUCGUCCCAGACGCAGUCGUUGGACUUGCUAUCAACCCGGACUACAACACAAACCGAGACCUCUUCGAAUUCCUCAUAACGUGGAUGCGCAAGUCCUUGCGAGAUGCUGGACCAGCGCUGAAGAAGGUCAUCAUGUCAGAACACUCCAAAACCCUCAAGUUGGUGAUGCAGCAGAUCAUCGGAGAUUUGCGGACCAUGUCUCACGAUGCCUCUGAGCAUUCUAGCUAUGUGGUCUUUGUUCGGGAUAUCAUUGCGCUUAUUAGAGCUCACGGCUCUGAUAUUUGCACAGUCGACAAGUAUUUCUAUCAGAUCAGUAAGGAGUAUUCGCCGUCUAUCCAGGACCCGCAACUGCAAGUGGCUGGUAUGAUGUCUUAUGGUCUUCGGCUGAGCGAUGGGGACACCAAGGUCAUACACCAGGUAUUCUUCUUCCUUUCUAACAACUUCAAGAUUGCACUCAAAGACAACAAGCUUGGAGACGAGGUUGAGUUUUUGUGCCGGGGAAUGGAGAACCCGGGUAUUCUAUCUUUCAUUCUGAACAAGAUGCUACCAGCGAUUGUCAAGAUUGCGACAGACGAAAGCUCGAUAUUCCCCAUGGUUGAAGUGUACGUAGGAGCACUGCGAGUUUUCUUCACCCGCGAUGCAGUUCCUCGAGAGUUGGCACAAAGCGAACUGCCGCAUGUGGUUGUUCUUUUACGUGCCAUUGCCAACUUCUUUGAUCAAGUCAGUAAGAAAGACGGACAUCUCCGGGCCGAGGAAGUCCAUCUGGUUACACAGCUGUUGACAUUGUCAAACAGCCUAUGGUCUCCUAUAUAUGGCCUGUCACUUUCUGGAAUAUCUCGCGGUUCUUGGACAGAUGCUGUGCAAGUCCUGAAGCAUGUGAGGAACGGGUUGUCGAGGGCCGAAACAUAUAUCUCUGACAUGGUCAACCUUGAAGACUAUUCCGUCAGAGCAGAAACCCUCCUAUCCGGCUUUCGGCAACAGAGCAUGGCGCCCCCACAGAUUGGUGAUGAUGUCAGAAGCUUCACAGAUAAUCUCCUCAACGAUGUUCGGAAGAUCUGGGUCAACACUGGAACAAGGAUCACUAUUCAAGCGCCUGGCAGAGGUUUUACACAGACGCAGUCCAACCAAGGAACACCUGUACCAGUAUGGAAUGCAGAAGUCUUGGUGACCGUCUUGUACAGGGAGUUGAGGACAUGGAAUCAUUGGUGGAACAAAGUGUUUGGCAAGGAGUCAAGACGAGUAGACGUGAUUGAACCUGUCUUGUUUUAA
Molecule: messenger RNA, 6624 nt
Organism: Fusarium subglutinans
Lineage: Eukaryota; Fungi; Ascomycota; Sordariomycetes; Hypocreales; Nectriaceae
Exons: 1
Coding region: 1-6624 (2207 amino acids)
Biological process (GO): replication fork processing; double-strand break repair via homologous recombination
Cellular component (GO): nucleus; Cul8-RING ubiquitin ligase complex
Source: RefSeq, a predicted model, not a curated record